Messenger RNA from Rotaria sp. Silwood2, 693 nucleotides. NCBI's taxonomy places the organism in Eukaryota, Metazoa, Rotifera, Eurotatoria, Philodinida, Philodinidae. The record is from the annotation of a GenBank genome assembly.
AUGUCCGCGUGCCUAUUCGAAUUUUUUCCUGUCGAAUUAAUGCAUGGAAUUUUCCAUUAUUUAUCGGCACAUGAAAUUUUCUAUGCAUUUGCUCAGUUAAGUACGUAUGUAGAUAGUGUACUUGUUAGUUAUGAUCGUUAUUCAAUCAGUUUGUCUUCCAUGCUUAAACAACAAUUUGAUCUCAUGUGUUGUCUUAUUCAACCAGAACAAGUUAUUUCUAUCACUAUUGCUGAUAACGAUGAUACACCAGAUCAAUCGAAAUUAUUCUUUUCAAAAUUUGAUAUACGACAAUUUAUUAAUCUUCGUUCAUUUGCUAUUAUCUCAUCGAAUCAGAGUAUUUUCUUGCAAUUGGAUCUUUUAUGUCAAUUUAAUAAUUUUCAAUCAUUGACUUUACCAUACAUUUCACAGACUUAUUGGUGUCUUUUUGGAUCUCAUGUAGAAAUAAUCCUACCUCGAUUGAGACAAUUGAUUACAAACCAAUGUCCAUUAACGAAACCAUUAAAAAAUUUGAGAUAUGUAACGAUCACACAUUGUUAUUGUCAUAAUUUAGAAUACUUAUUUCGUCAAAUGACCGACUUACGAUCAUUGAAUCUUACUAUGUCUCUUGAUAUGUUUACUGAUUGGUCCAAAAAAAUACCAAUGAUGAAUCAUCUAAGACGUUUGACACUUGGCAUUCGCUGUAAGAUAAUAUAG